Messenger RNA from Melampsora larici-populina 98AG31, 2421 nucleotides. Its product is annotated as dipeptidyl aminopeptidase V. The record is from RefSeq and is a predicted model, not a curated record. Gene Ontology annotation, biological process: proteolysis. Bases 1 to 2421 code for a protein of 806 amino acids. Gene Ontology annotation, molecular function: serine-type endopeptidase activity. The transcript is spliced from 14 exons. Lineage: Eukaryota; Fungi; Basidiomycota; Pucciniomycetes; Pucciniales; Melampsoraceae.
AUGCCCUGCAUCCCUACUCUGGUGUGCCCUGGUCAACCCCGAGGGCUACUGACAGGUACCCGGCUCCACCCAAGGCCGGGCAAAGCGCCUACCCGGACCCGUCAUACUCGGGGCCGGCUCACAUUUUUACAUGUGAUUGAUCGAGAUCGAAUCAAAAUGGAUGCAAAAAACGAUUCUCCCGAACUAGACCCAAUCAGCUUAUCAGAAUUACCAAGAAUCAAUACUUAUAUUCCAAAUCAAAAUGGGACAAAAGCUUUAGUUUUCAUAACAAAAUAUAAUCAUAAACAAAAACAAAUGAACAGAUCAUUACAGUUUAUUGAACUUCAAAGAGAAACUCCAAAUCAUGAACUUUUGAUUGAUAAUCUAGUUUAUACUGAAGCGAUUUGGAUUGAUUCUAAUACGAUCCUUUAUCUCAGGCCUCCAGGAUCAAGUUUAGAAAAACCUGAUUUAGAUCCUACUUUAGAUACUUCAUCUGCCACUAAAGAAUUGAAUCAAAGACUUGAUUCUUUGCCAAAUAACGAAGGAAAAUUAAUUGAACUAUGGGCCAUAAAUCUCGAAAAGAAAACAAAUGAAAAAGCUUAUGAAAACUAUCUAGUUGGAAAAUUACCAACUACAAUCUCAGAUUUACAAUCGAUUUCAUUAUCAAAAACCUCUGCAAUCUUAGCUUUUUUUGCAGAAGUCUAUGCUCCUUAUGAUCACGAAUCAAUAAAAAAAGUGGAUGAGAUUGAAAAACUUAAAAAAGACGAAGAUGAUGGGUCUUCUGGAAUGGUAUAUGACGCUUUGUUUGUUAGACGUUGGGAUACUUGGAUGAAUCCUCAUGGGAAAUCUAGUCGGGUUUAUUUUACUCAACUUUCUCUUACUGAAAAUCUUCAAUGGUCGUUAUCUUCAGAUUCGACUUUUUAUUCUCCUUUCCCUAAUUUAACGGUUCCUAAUGGUCCACUUGGUGACGGAUCUGAUUUUGAUCUUUCAGGUUCAUCAAUCGUUGUAACAUCAAAAGAUCCAAACUUAAAUCCAGCUUGGCAUACUCGUCAGAACAUUUAUGUGGUACCAUUAUUUCCAAAACAUAAAGAAGAUGGUAGAAUAGUAGAAGUCACAAUGGGAGAUCAAGGUGCAACUUCAAAUCCUGUUUUUUCACCAUCAGCAAAAUCUAAUAAUACCAGAGAUAAAGGGAAAUUAGCUUGGUUAGAAAUGAGAAUAGAUGGAUACGAAUCAGAUCGUAAUAGAGUAAUGAUAUAUGAUUUCGAAACUCGUAGAAGAUAUUGUUUAACUAAACAUUGGGAUAGGUCUCCAAGUCGAAUAAUCUGGGGUAAAGAUGAUACUGAAAUAUUUUUAACUGCUCAGGAACAUGGUAGGGUGAAAGCUUUUCGUCUUCCUGUUAAAGAAGAUUCAAAAGAAAUGCCAAUAAGUCUAACAAAAGAGAACUCAAUUUCUAAUCUAUCUUACUUACCAACUUCAACACCUGAAUCCACAAAUUUAUUACUUACAACUUCUUCAUUAAAUUCAUUAAAUUCUCCAUCCAUCUUAAAUUUAUCAAAAAAUCAAGAUGUAUCAUUGAUGAAAUUGAAUUCUUUUGAGACACUUGGACUUGAUGGACUUGAUGAUGCAGAACACUUUUGGUUUGAGGGUGCCGAAGAAGUUAAAGUUCAUGGGAUCUUUAUUAGACCUCCUGGGUUUAAAAAAGGUGUCGAAGAAAAAUGGCCGUUAUUAUUUUUAAUACAUGGUGGUCCUCAAUCGGCUUGGAAUGAUUCUUGGGGUUUAAGAUGGAAUGCCAAUGCAUUUGCAUCUGCUGGUUAUCUUGUGGCUAUGAUCAAUCCAUCUGGUUCUACGGGUUUUGGUCAAGAAUUUACGGAUUCUAUUAACCAACAAUGGGGUGGUAAACCUUAUAAGGAUUUAGCAGCUGGUUAUCAGUAUAUACUUGAUCAUUAUCCAGAGAUAGAUUCAAAUCGAACAGCUGCACUUGGUGCAAGUUACGGAGGUUAUAUGGUCAACUGGUUGAUGGGACACAACAAUUCACCAUUCAAUUUUAAAGCAUUCGUUUCACAUGAUGGAAUCUUGAAUACAAUUUCGACUUACUUUGCUACAGAUGAAAUAUAUUUUCCUGAACAUGAGUUUGGUGGAACUGCUAUCCAUAAGAAAGAAGUUUAUGAGAAAUGGAACCCAUUGAAUUUUGUCGGGAACUGGAAAACUCCUUGUUUGGUUAUUCAUAGUCGAUUCGAUUAUCGAUUACCUGAAUCUGAAGGAAUAAGUGUCUUUAAUUCUUUACAACGUCAAGGAAUUCCAUCUAAAUUACUUUAUUUUCCGGAUGAAAAUCAUUGGGUUUCUAAAUCUGCUAAUUUAAUACGUUGGUAUAAAGAGAUAUUUAAAUUUUUGGAUGAAUGGUGUCCUGCUGGAGUAAGUUCAAGUGUUUCUGGUUCAAAUUAA